Messenger RNA from Akanthomyces muscarius, 1002 nucleotides. RefSeq lists its product as uncharacterized. NCBI's taxonomy places the organism in Eukaryota, Fungi, Ascomycota, Sordariomycetes, Hypocreales, Cordycipitaceae. The record is from RefSeq and is a predicted model, not a curated record. The transcript has a single exon. The coding region runs from base 1 to 1002 and encodes 333 amino acids.
AUGGCGCACCCCUCCAGUCGCGCGUCAGCCUCUGCGCCUCAAUCGGCAUCACCCAUCGUCGUCGGCCGUCCACCAAACUUUUGGCUGUUUAGCAGCAGCAGCGGCUUUGACAUGACCCAUCCGCCGACGCCCACAUCACCGCUCGUGUACCCCCGGUUGGCGCUCACGACCACCAACGCGGCCGUCACCAUUGCCCCGCACAAGACGGCCCUCGUCAUUAUUGACAUGCAAAACUACUUCCUCUCCGCCGCCCUGGGUCGUCGGCGCGGCGAAGGCCAUGACGCCGAGGAUGUGCUUCUGAAGCUCGGUAUCCCUGCGGCCCGCGAGGCUGGAAUCCAGGUCAUCUGGCUGAAUUGGGGCAUCUCCGACGAGGGGCUGGAGACGAUGACCCCGACUCUCUGGCGCGCGUUUGGAUGGAUGGUCACCGACGACGACCAGAAGGGCAGCAGCUUCAAUGUCGUGGAUGACAGUGGCGGCAUUGCUGGAGGCGCUGUGCGAGUUCUGGAGAGACAGACCAAUGCUGGCAUCGGCGCCGAGCUUGGUCGAGUCAAGCUCGAUGACGGCUCCCAGGUGAACGCGGGUAAGAAGCUCCUGCGUGAUCAGUGGAACACUAGACUGCAUGGACGCCUCGAAGAUGCCUUCCAGGACGGCCAGAAGGCGGCUGUGCCCGACGUGCGCUUUCACAAAGACCGCCUGUCUGGUCUGUGGGGUGGCGGCGACUCCACGGAGCUCGAGGUCUUUUUGGAAAGACAGGGCAUCAAGACGCUGCUAUUUUCAGGCGUCAACACGGAUCAGUGCGUGUUGGCAACAGUGCAGGAUGCCUCCAACAAAGGCUUCGACACUGUGCUGCUCAAGGAUGGGUGCGGUACGAUGAGCCCCGAUUAUGCCAAGCAGAUGGUGUUGCUCAACUGUCAAAAGUCGUGGGGCUUUGUGUCUAGCUGUGCGGCGCUGGCGCAAGGUGCGAAGAACAUGAUCAAGGAAGAGGCGGCCGAGGGAGCAUGA